AUUACGGUGACGUGGCCCUCUAACCGGAAGCGAGAGGACUGGAGACCUGCGACAGCAUCACACAUCGGAAAGGCAAACUGAGUCUGCAACCAACUAAAUUACACAUCAGCGAGAAAUAACAUGGUGACGGACGUGCAGCUGGCCAUCUUCGCCAACAUGUUGGGUGUUUCUCUGUUCCUGCUGGUGGUUCUAUAUCACUACGUGGCCGUCAACAACCCCAAGAAACUGGAGUAGAAAGAACUGGCCUGGAGAGGUGGCGGCUGAAGGGGGGACCAGAGAGAGCAGCGGUGAGACGACGCCUCUUCUCACCUUCGUCGUCUGUCUCUCCUUCCCCGUCUGUCUCUCCCAGCCUGUACAGGAGUGUUUUCUAAUAAAAUGUCUGUCAACAAAA
Messenger RNA from Salmo salar (Atlantic salmon), 391 nucleotides. It is a transcript of the gene ost4, whose product is annotated as oligosaccharyltransferase complex subunit 4 (non-catalytic). Gene Ontology annotation, cellular component: oligosaccharyltransferase complex. The record is from RefSeq and is a predicted model, not a curated record. Lineage: Eukaryota; Metazoa; Chordata; Actinopteri; Salmoniformes; Salmonidae.